GCCAAUUUAAACUUGGAAACUGCAAAAAAACACAGAAAACUGUUACCACUGCUUUCGCCCAUGCCUUGAACUAUUUUUAUUUUAUUAUAGAAAGCAGUGCAGUGCAGAGCAAGGCCAAGGCCCGUGAGUGAGGUGUGCGCGUGUGGAGUUAGAAAGGCAGCAUUUGCAUCCAUCUCAUGAAUUGCUUGGAAAUUAUAAAAUUUGUUUUUCGACCAUCUUUACUCAUCAGGUGGCUAGCCUUGGAAUAUGCGUAGAUCAGCGACAAAGCAACGCAAAACGCUGAUGGAAAAGUUAAUAAAGUAAGCAGUUGAAAAAGAAAGGUAAAGCAACCAAUUCGAUCAGCACCCAUCACCCCAACCCGUCCCCGGCCUUCCACACUCGUUGCUUUGCUUUCAUUCUUUUCCUAAUAGAAUAUAUAUUUUUCUUGGAUCCCCCUUCUGCUUUUGCUGUUCACCUCCUCCUUUUGCUGUUCACUCUCUCUCUAUCUCCCUCCCUCUAAACCUACCCCACGCUCGUUGAGAAGAAAGGAACAGAGCGCAAAGGUCCAGCUAGCGACGACCCCGUUUAAAACCCUUGGAGGCGUAGGUCAAUCCCUCCAGAAUUCCAGCACUUUUCUUCUACCAUCCAACCUAGCUGGCCUGCAACUACAAUGGAAGAGUACUACAAAAGAAGUCAUAUUCCGGCAUUUGGGAGCUGGGAUUGCAGCGAUGAUAUGCCCUUCACGGAGUGCUUUGAAUCGGCCAAGCAGGCUGGAUUGCUUCGGUACAGCUACUCCGAAGACCGUGAUUUGUACGUUGCCCGAGAUUUUUACGACAACGAUGUCAUGACACCUGCCAUGAUCGUUGUCCCUCGCCGCCGGAUAAAGGGACGUUACCCGCAUGUUAAAGAAGUAGAAAAGCAAGGGUGGGCGGGCGACGUGAUGAAGGAACCACCCAGCCCUUUUCCUCAGCGCCGACCAGCACCGAAAGCUGUUGAUGAAGAUUUGUACAAGAUUCCGCCAGAGCUCCUCCAUCAAAGGCCUAGAAAAAAAACAGUUCUGGGCUUUUUAGCAAGCUGCCUACUGCCAACUUGCGUUUUGUGAAUCCAGCGAAACUUACAGGGUGUACGUACUCACUCAUAUAUAGUGUGAAAGUGGCAAGAAUAUAUAUAUCAAUCUUGAGUUUAUGUACUUUGUGUGUGGAGAUCCCCCAUUGUUUUGAAUCUUUGGGGUGGUGUUGAAAGGAGUCCACUCUGAAGAAUAUUGAAAAGAGAGUUGUGUUCGUGUAAACUAUAUGCUACACGUAUGUGGAAGUGGAGUUCUGUC
Molecule: messenger RNA, 1303 nt
Organism: Malania oleifera
Lineage: Eukaryota; Viridiplantae; Streptophyta; Magnoliopsida; Santalales; Ximeniaceae
Exons: 4
Coding region: 650-1081 (143 amino acids)
Source: RefSeq, a predicted model, not a curated record